Messenger RNA from Caenorhabditis briggsae, 1116 nucleotides. The coding region runs from base 1 to 1116 and encodes 371 amino acids. The transcript has 6 exons. The record is from RefSeq and is a predicted model, not a curated record. Lineage: Eukaryota; Metazoa; Nematoda; Chromadorea; Rhabditida; Rhabditidae.
AUGGGACGUCUGGAAUAUAUUGAAUCCUCAUCAGAUGACGUAGGACAACAGAAGGACGGACAAAAAGGAGAUGAAGUUUUGGGGAAUCCCAAAGAAUCAGCUGACGUAAGAGUUAUAGAGCGAUUAUCUACAGGAGGUGAUUUGCAAGAAGAGACCGAUGUGGCAGAUAUUCGAAAACACGUUACUGGAAAAAGUCCUGCGAUGCAGGUCCUGUAUGAUAGGACCCGUUCACAUUAUGUUCUUGUUCAUUAUAACGCAAAACAUCAAAAAGUGGAAAUUUAUGAUAGUUUGCAACCAUGGAAAUCGGAUGGGACUCCUGAAAUUCUCACAGAACUCUCAACUCAUAUCAGUCAUCUCUUUGGGCACCUCUUCACAAAGUACAUUCCAUGUUUAGUGGAUAGGGAGUAUGAGGCGCAGUCAGACAAUUUCUCUUGUGGCUAUCGUGUGCUUGGUGCUUUAGUCGAUCUGGCUCGUCAAAAAAAUCCCUCCACUCAAAGAUACAGCCGUACAUCGAUUUUGGAGUUCAUGAGAGCUAUCCUAGCUGAACCUAAUCCCACUUGGCAAAUGUUCGAGACCGCGAAAUUUGGAAAAGUUAAGGAAUACAGUGGUGACUAUCGUGCUAGCAUCUAUCUCCUGAAUUCUACGUAUACAACGUCGUCGUCGUCGUCGUCCACAUUGUCUGGAUCGUCCCCGUACAAACGCACAGCAUCUACGGAUUCGUUGGUUUCACAGAAGUCAGGGUCGCAUUCCGAUGGGUCUUCGUAUGAUGGGAGAAAGAAUAGAAAGCACGUUCGACGGGCACAUGCUGGUCGCAAUCAGCAAACUCUAUUUGCUGAAUGCCAACCAAAUCAUGGAUACCGAUCACAUUUUGGAUAUCAUCAAAAUUCGGGACUCAUGACACCCUCUCUUGGUCAACCAUUCGUUCCCAUUGCUUAUAGGUAUCCAUCAUACGUUGGGCCUCCACCUUACCAUGUGUCUGCUCUUCCUCGCUCUCAACCGACAGUGGAACAUGGAUUAUUAGGAUACGUUCGGAACGGUUAUCAGAUGGUAGUGGAUAGCAUUUUCCAUCGAAAAUCGGAAUCAGAAGAUGUCGAGCCAGACAGAGGACAUGAAUAA